Messenger RNA from Mizuhopecten yessoensis (Yesso scallop), 3469 nucleotides. RefSeq lists its product as uncharacterized. Gene Ontology annotation, biological process: positive regulation of protein ubiquitination; negative regulation of apoptotic process; regulation of cell cycle. The coding region runs from base 145 to 2892 and encodes 915 amino acids. Gene Ontology annotation, cellular component: cytoplasm; nucleus. The transcript is spliced from 10 exons. Gene Ontology annotation, molecular function: cysteine-type endopeptidase inhibitor activity involved in apoptotic process; ubiquitin protein ligase activity. Lineage: Eukaryota; Metazoa; Mollusca; Bivalvia; Pectinida; Pectinidae. The record is from RefSeq and is a predicted model, not a curated record.
AAAAUUAGCAACAGCAAACAGAUAUAAGGCGGGCAGAUCUCAACGUUUGGAGCUGACUUUGUUUAUCGAAUUCAACGUGUUAAAACAGAUUGCCAAACACUUGGGUGACUUAAAAUAUAGCUCAAAGGAUACUGAGCAACCACAAUGGCAAAAGGUUACGGAAAGUCCAGAAAGUAUUCAAAAAAGAGGGCUAAAAAGAACGACUCCAAAAAAACAUUCCCUCUUACGUCAUUUAAACGGGAUGAUGAACUGAUAGGUGCUUUGUUCAUAAAAUCAGUGAGAUUAAAAUCAUCAUUUGAUAGCUCUACAUUUAGGCUUAAAUUGGAGGAUUUAUCAACAAGCGGGUCUCUAAAAGCAAUAUAUGAAUCAUUAAUCGUUACAAAAACCUACAUUGAUUUGGAGGUCUACAAUUCACGUGUAACCCUAAGGAAAAAACAAAUAAAUGCAUUAAACAGAAAACAUUCAUUUUUCACGCAAGCUUCAAAAUAUGUCCAAUGCCCAGACAGCAAAGGGAAAUACCGGUUUUUAGACCUGACAAUGUUGGUGCCUCAGGGUGAUUCUAUUGUUGAAUGCAUAGGUAUCGUGAAGGUAAAUACUGAAUUGAAACGGCGCAUAGAAGAAAUCUUUUCUUACGACUUCAACUCGUUGGAUACUUCAGCAACGAGAAGCAGUCAAACCAACCUCUUACAACCCAUCCAUACAACAAUCUCUCCUGGAAAAGAAAACACAUUACUAACUGUACAAGAUGAUUUUGAAGUAGUGUACGUCAUGAAACACCGUCGCACAGUUUCUCUACGUGCUUCAAGAAACGGAAUGCCUUACAGUAUCUACACACCUGUGAGAUUAAAACGUUCAAAGCAAAGAACAAAACAGAUACAACCAUUGAUCGACCUCCUGAAAACAGCGUGCGAAGAGCUGAAGGAUGAGUCUUUAUUUGUUUCGAACGGAUUUCAUCGACAAACAGAGCUGUUUUCUGAGUCCGACAUUAAGGAUCUGUCUGGACCUAUACCUCUAGACUCUACACAAGUUUAUCCGAGCACAAAUAGUGCGAGGGAGUCAGAGCAACAAAGGCAAAGGUCUUUUGUAUUCUGGCCUCUGUCAAGCUCAGCAACUAUACAGUCGUUGGUUGAAUCAGGAUUUUAUGCUUCUGAUCAUGAAUUAGAAAUUGUGGAAUGCUUUUCUUGCGGACUAUCCCUAAGAGCUUCUGAGCUAAACGGCCGUCAUCCGCUGGAUGUGCAUAGGGAAAUGUCACAACACUGUCAGUUUCUGCAAUCGGAAAGUAUCAGGGAAAGAACGUUCAACAACAAUCCGCCACAACGGUUUGAACCGUUAACAAUGAAUAGCAUCAGUAGGGAUCAGAAUUCACAAUACUCCUCGUCUAUCAGUAACACAAAUGACGAGAUCGAUUGUGUUAAAACCGAAAGCGACAUAUCUUACAGACAAAAUACAAUCGAGAGUCACUUGGGGGAAGUGGCUGAAAAGUUUCAAACUAGUCUCCGUUUCAAUCCAAGAGUGCAGUCACAUAUAUCACAACCAUCUGACGUAGUGGAGGACGGAACGGAAAGCCAAACCAAUUUAGAUGGGAAAUUGCUGUUAAGCGGAACCAAUCAGAAUCCACGUGAUCUGACAGACUUAUAUUAUCAAUAUAGUCCACGAAGAGAUACUCUUGUCUCUCAACAGGACAAUGUCAAUAACGGUGGACAUAUACACGAACCAAUUGAGGGAGCGACGGCGGCGAUAUCAAAUGUUGGGCCAUCACCGAGUUCACUUGCACAGGAUUCGUCAACACCACCUCCCCGAAACCCUCGCUAUGAACAGGACAAUGCUCGAAGAGAGAGCUUCAACGCCUGGAAUGGUCGACACGACAUUGAUAGUCUUGUCGAGGCUGGUCUAUUCUACACUGGUGACCAGGACAUUGUCAGGUGUUUCCAUUGUGACAUUGGCCUUGCUGAAUGGAAUAGGGAAGACGAUCCCUGGCUGGAGCAUGCGCGACAUAGUCAUGAAUGUCACUUCCUGUUACGGAUAAAGGGCCACGCCUACGUCAAUGAUGUCCAGAGGGAAUGGUCAAAGGUGUAUUCCCCGAAACGUCCAGACCUGUCCCACGUUGAUAGCAGACUGGACACAUUCCAUAACUGGCCCAGGGACUUCGUUGUGCAGACACCAGAGCAGCUAGCCAUAGCCGGAUUUUAUUAUGCUGGCAUGACUGAUACGGCUCGAUGCCACUACUGUGACGGCGGGCUCCGGGAGUGGGAGCCUGGGGAUAUCCCCUGGGUGGAGCAUGCGAAGUGGUUCCCUCACUGCAAGUUUGUACUCAAGAUCAAGGGGCUGCCGUUCAUCCAACAAUGCGUUGCCCGUAGAAACGAGGUUCUAGAAGACCCAGUUCCAAACAACACACGGGCCGAGAAUGAAGCUUUAAAUAGAUUGAGAGCCCCGAUCAGUAACGAGGAGAAAAACCGUGCGAGGGAAGAAAAUAACCCACUGUAUACUGCCGCUGCCCAGUCGAUUAUUGCCAUGGGUUACACCACGGCUGUGGUCACAAAGUGCAUCAACGCCUAUAUAGCGAGUACUGGUCAAAGGAACUUUGGAGCUACCGACUUAAUGGAUAUAAUAUUAGACAAAGAGGAUGAAGGUGGGAAACUGUCAAGUGACGGAGAAACGGAAGGAAAGGAAACUAACGACGACGAGUUCCGAUAUGAUGGCCCUGCCUUGGUAAAAAUCAAUGAAACUCUGAAACAGGAACAACUGUGUAUCGACUGUAGAAAUAGGGGGAGACAAAUGGUGUUCCUGCCAUGCGGUCACCUCCUUUUAUGUAAUAUAUGUGCACAGAGAUGUACACAUUGUGUACGAUGUGAUACAAUGAUAAACAGUAGAGUCAAAAUUUAUAUGAGCUGAACAGACGAAACAAAAACAGCAGAGAUAAAAAUAGUUAAACGUAAAAUGAGCAACAUGAAAUAUUUAUCAACCAGUAUAUACAAAUGAUACUUUACCACCAAGGAAUGCACCAAUCAGUUAUCAGGAAAAACAUAUAAAAUUGUUGUUCAUCAGCGCUGUGAUAGGAUGUCAAGUGAAUAUGACGUUCCAUAUGACCCGCUGUUAAGAGAUGUUUUCCUUCACUGAAAUCGUUUUGUUUAGAGGAUAAUAAUUCAACACAUUCACUUUGUCUUUGCCUCCGCGAAAAAUAUCAGUUUUCUGACACAACAAUUAAAAAAUAAUAUUAAACAUCCAUUUCAUAUAUUAUAUUUUUUUUAUGAUAUUCCUCGCUUAUAAAUAUGUAGUAAAAAAUUAAUAAAAAAACCGACUGAUAACGGCUUAUUUUCUACAUCAAUAAAUUAAUGACGUCAUGACGUUUAGGAUAAUACCAACUGCAUAAUUCCGUCUUUUCGUAUUUCAAGAGUUAUUUGCUCUUGUUAGCAGGUAUUGAUUGUUACGUCAUUUGUUUGUGAGAGUAACGUCAUAAUUUUUGAGAAAA